Molecule: messenger RNA, 2431 nt
Organism: Heterotrigona itama
Lineage: Eukaryota; Metazoa; Arthropoda; Insecta; Hymenoptera; Apidae
Source: the annotation of a GenBank genome assembly
AUGUUACUAGCUACGUGGUUAAUAUCAGAUAUUUUGGCUAUAUCAGGUCUUAUAAUUGCGGGAUUUUAUAUAUAUUAUAAAUUUUACAUCUCUAAAUUUUGGCAAAAAAGAGGAAUAUUUUAUCUCGAGCCUACUUUUCCCACUGGGAAUAUAAUGCCAUUUAUAACCGGUAAAAUGUCACAAGCCGAGUUUUUCAGAGACAUUUAUGAACAAUAUAAACAUCAUCCUCUUAUUGGCAUAUAUAUGCUUCAUAAACCAUUUUUGAUUGUGAAUAAUCCUGAUUUAAUCCGAGAUGUACUGGCAAAAGAAUUUGCAAGUUUUCACGAUCGUGGAUUAUUCUGUAACGAAGAAAUUGAUCCACUAUCUGGACAUCUAUUUCAAUUACCUGGGAAAAAGUGGAGGAAUUUAAGAGUGAAAUUGACACCGACUUUUACUUCAGGAAAGAUUAAACAAAUCUUUCCAAUUAUGAAAGAAUCCGGAAAUACAUUGUCGGCAUAUCUAGCAGAAAAGGCACAGACAAAAUCAGCUGUUGACGUAAAAGAUGUAUUUGCAAAAUAUUCCGUCGAUAUUAUUAUGUCAGCGGCAUUUGGGAUAUCGUGCAACAGCUUUAAAAACCCAGACAAUGAAUUUCGUUACUGGGGGAAAAAAGUAUUUGAUCCGAAACCUUUGUGGAAUGCCCUUGUUAUAUGGGCUCCACAAAUCUUUAAUCUUUUUUCGAUGCCAUAUACUGAAAGAGGUAUUACAAACUUUUUCAUGAAAACAUUCAAAGAAACUGUAGAAUAUAGAGAAGCAAAUAAUGUCGAAAGGAAAGAUUUUUUGAAUUUAUUGAUGCAAUUAAUGAGGAAUGGAUAUGUGGAAGUGGAUGAUAGUUCAAAUAUCUCAAAUGUUGCAAAAAAUAAAUUAACGAUGACGGAAGCUGCGGCACAAGCUUAUGUUUUUUAUUUAGCUGGUUUUGAGACAUCCUCAACCACAGCAACAUUCUGUCUAUAUGAAUUAGCGCAGCAUCAAGAUAUGCAAAAUAAAGUACGUGAAGAAAUUCAAACACAAAUUGAGAAACAUGGUGAUUUAACAUAUGAUGCUGUAAAUGAUAUGACUUAUCUUCAUAAAGUAAUCUCCGAAACUUUGCGGAAAUACCCACCGCUUGUUGUACUAAACCGUAUUUGUACAAAGGAAAUAAAAUUAAACGGAACAGACUUUGUCAUACCUAAGGGAACUGAUAUAGCAAUACCCGUUUUCGGUAUUCAACGAGAUUCUAACAUAUAUCCUGAUCCGGAUAAAUUUGAUCCAGAACGAUUCUCUGAAGAAAACAUAAAGACUAGACAUACUUAUACAUAUCUACCAUUUGGCGAAGGACCAAGAAUAUGCAUUGGAAUGAGAUUUGGCCUUGUACAAACAAAAUAUGCUAUAAUAAGUUCUUUAUUGAAAAAUAAAUUCAAACUUGCACCGGGUAUGUCAUCCACUUUGGACUAUGAAGAAGGAUCCCUUGUAUUAAUGGCAAAAGGAGGUAUACACUUAACUGUUGAACCGCUAAAAUGAUUAUUAAAUAUCUAAGAUAUUUACGGUAGACAUUUCUAAAUUAUUUUUACAUUUUUCUUUGUGAUUUACUUUCGAUGGAAGUAAUUCUUCAAUUAUGUAAACAUAAAAUUACACAAAUAAAUUUAUAUAAUAUGAGAAAAAGAAAUGUGAUUUUUCAAUUUUACACCAAUUUUCAUGUUACAAUAUUGUAUUAUCAUUAAUAUUGUUAAUAAAAAUAAAAACAAAGAAUAGAAUUGAAAAAUAGAUAUUUAUAUAAUAUCUAUAGAUAAAAUGUAAUAAUAAAUCAAAAAAGGAAAACGUUAUAUAAUUUGUUGAUAAGACGCGUAUGAAAAGUUCAAUUUUAUUUUAAAUUAAUCCUUUAUUUUUAGUUUUAUACAUCUUUAAGUUUAAAAAGUAAGAUAAUAAAGAACGUUACUUUUCUAAAAUUCUUAAAACUAUGGAAUAUUUUAUUUAAAAAAAAAAAACAAUUAUUUAAUGUGAUAACAUUUUAAUUAUUAACACUUUCGCGGCCGCUGACGUGAAUUCACUUUUCAAAUUCUAUACCUAUUUAUUUACAGAAGCCGAGAAUAUAAUUUCAAAAUAUUUUAUUCUUUUGCUUUUUUUCCAUAUUCUUUAAUAGAAAAACUUCUUCAUUCCAAACAACAGAUCGUUACAAGGCUAAUAUUUCAAAACAAAUUUUCUAAUUUUUGUCCCUACUUUGACGUCAGAAAUUUGUGGCAAUGAGUAUUAAGAAAGCAAAAAAAUUUGCAAAAAAAUUUCGCGAAUGUGUUGACAAUUAACAUGUUAUCGCAUUAAAUUUUCAAUAAAUUAAUAAUUUUAGUAACAUUUGUACAUAUUAGUAACAUUUACAUAUAAAUUUAUAUAUAUUUAUAUAGUAACAUUUAUACGAGUUUGA